AUUUCAUUAUAUUUGUCUUAAUUUAUUCAAUUAAAUUGCAGGUUUACUUUGGAUUUUACAUUAAAUGGUUUGCUUUUUUUCAGAUGUUAUUGGGUUGUUGUCAGUGGUGAUUGAGCAGAAGGAAGUGACAAAAAAUGGUUCUCCCUUGAAUAUGAUUUCAUUUGAACUUGAUGAUUUAAGUGGUAAUAAGCUUCGUUGUACUCUUUGGGAAAAUUUUACUGUUGAGAUGUGUUCAAUUAUUGAUAAAAGCUGCAAUGAAUCUGUUAUUUUCGUCAUUCAAUUUGCAAAGAUGAAAUCAUGGAGAGGUGCGAUGGGGAUUUCCAACACCAUGUUCAAUACUAGGAUCUUUAUAAAUAACUAUGAUAUUCCUGAAGUUUUGGCAUUUAGGGAGAGAUAUCUCUGCAGCAGCUGAUGCAACAUUUUAAUUUCAUUACUGUUCAAGCGUGUCUAAUAUGAUUGAUGUUAAUUAUUUAAGUGUUCGAUGUUAUGAUUGGGAUUUCUCCAGUGUGGCACAUCAUUUUUUCUUUCUUGAUCCAAGGAAGCAAUAUGGAUACUGUUACCUUGUACAUAAAGCAUGCAAAUCACUUUACUUCCUUUGUCUUGCUACAGGCCUUUUUCACAAGAUUGGUAAAUUGUAUUGAAGAAUUAGGAACCCUCUUGAAUUCUUCAAACCCUAGCAUUCUGCAGCUCUCAUGAACUCUCAACUUCCUUUCCUCUUUUACCAUUUGGUGACAAAGAUGGAAAUGGCAAGAUGAACUUAGUUCUCCACUAAGUUGCAAGAUAAUCCAUUUGAAGUGCGAACAACUCUUAGUGGAAUGUAACUUUUCUCAAGUGUUCUUGGCAAUUACAUGCCAAUAGACAUGUAUACACUUC
Molecule: messenger RNA, 873 nt
Organism: Rubroshorea leprosula
Lineage: Eukaryota; Viridiplantae; Streptophyta; Magnoliopsida; Malvales; Dipterocarpaceae
Source: the annotation of a GenBank genome assembly